AGCAGCGACCCUGAGGAGAUCCGUCGCCAAGUCGAGUUCUACUUCUCCGACUCCAACCUUCCCACCGACAACUACCUCCUCAAGCAGACUGGCGGCCACAAGAACCUCCCUGUCGAUCUCAAGGUCAUUCACAACUUCAAGCGCAUGCGCCACUUCCAGCCCUACUCCGCUGUCCUCGAGGCUUGCAAGGCUAGUGCUCUGAUCAACGUUACUGACGAUGGCCAAAUCACCCGCAAGGAGCCCAUCAGCGACAAGUUCAGCGAUAACGUCGACGAGAACCGCAAGAUGCUCGAGAACCAGACCAUGGCCCGCAGCAUCUAUGCCAAGGGCUUCGGCGAGGAGAAGCCCACCAGCCAGACCGACAUCGAGGAGUUCUUCAGCGUUUACGGUACUUUCAACGCAGUUCGCCUACGCAGACACCAAAACGGUGACUUCAAGGGCAGCGUUUUUGUCGAGUUCUCGGACGAGAAGACUGCCGAGGACUUCCUCAAGCUUGACCCUAAGCCUGCAUUCCAGGGUCAGGAGCUGAACAUCAAGAGCAAGCAAGCUUACGUGGAUGAGAAGCUCGAGGGCAUCAAGAACGGCACCAUCACCCCCAACGACAACUGGAAGGAGAGAAGAGCCAACGACCAGCGCGGUGACCGCAACGGCCGUGGAAACGGAAGAGGUCGUGGCGGUCGUGGUGGACGCGGUGGAAGA
Molecule: messenger RNA, 699 nt
Organism: Aureobasidium melanogenum CBS 110374
Lineage: Eukaryota; Fungi; Ascomycota; Dothideomycetes; Dothideales; Saccotheciaceae
Product: winged helix DNA-binding domain-containing protein
Exons: 1
Biological process (GO): RNA processing
Cellular component (GO): nucleus
Molecular function (GO): mRNA binding
Source: RefSeq, a predicted model, not a curated record